This is a messenger RNA of Peniophora sp. CBMAI 1063, 4851 nucleotides long. Lineage: Eukaryota; Fungi; Basidiomycota; Agaricomycetes; Russulales; Peniophoraceae. The record is from the annotation of a GenBank genome assembly.
AUGGGCGGCUUCGCCAUCGACUACGAGCACGACUCUGAGGAGAUCGUUGCGCUGAAGAAACACAUCGCCAACCAGGACAAUAAGUGCGCCGGAUUAGAGGAUCAGCUCUUGAAAUGCGGUCGCAAGCAGAGGGAAACGCAGAAUACACUGGAUGAGACGAUCGACAAGUUACGAAGGGAAGCUGACAGUGCUGUCGAGCUGCGGAAAGAGCUGGAGAAGCGGAGGGAGGAGCUGGCACGGGAGCGGAUGAUGCGCCAGAACCUGGAACUCUCGAACCAGUCCUCUGGCCAGCAACUCCAGUCCGACGCCAGCACCCGCAAAGAGCUCCAGGCGACGCUCGAGGCCGUUGCCGCACGUGAGGCCGCCGCCAAGCGCGCCCUCGACGACGCUGCACGCGACAAGGCGGCCCAGGACCUGCGCAUCCGCGAUCUGGAAGCGAACCUGCAGCAGCUGGCGUCUGCCACUGCACCCAAGCGCCGCGGCCGCGCCUCGUCGUUGUCCGGAAUUCAUUUAGCGUCUCUUGAACGCGAACUCGCAGAGACACGUGCCGCCGCCGCUCGAAGCGAGGCCGCCGCGGCCCAGGCUGAGAAACGCGCUUCCCAGGCCCGGUCCGAUGUUGUGCGCAUCGAGAACGACGCGGUGGCGAUGGAGAGGAAGUUGAGGGCAGAGGUACAGGAGGCCAGGGAUCGUGCAGCGGAGCAGACGGAGGAGCUCGAAUUCUUGCGGGCACAGCAGGGCGCUGGCGUCGAACGCGAGGCAGAGUUGAUGGAACGCAUCGAGAUGGAGGAGGCAAAGGUGGCGCAGAUGGAGAAGUUGCUCGCCGGCAGUCGCGACAUGUCACGUCUAGAGGACGAGCUGGCCAAGACGCAGAAGAAGCUCAAGGCGGAGCUGGCGAGGGCGCGGGGGAUGGAGGACCGCCAGUCCGCACUUGUGCAGGAGAGGGAUGACGGCCUGCGAUUGCUGGAAGAGGCCAGGGGACGGGCAGAGCGUAUCGCGGAGACGCUACGCUUUCGGGAAGCGGAUAUUUCGUCUUUUGAAACUCGCGAGAGGGAGUACAACGCUCGUCUGCAACAGCUUUCUUCAGAGAACGACGCAUUGAAAGACAACAACUGCGCUUCUUCUGAGAAGGACGCGUACGUCGAGAAGCUUCUCAACUCAGUAACGCGCAUUCGUGGCGAACGCGAUGGUCUCAAACGAGACCUCGACUUCCUCCAAGUUGAAUCCCGGUUCACCAUCCAGAGUCUCGAGGCCAAGGUCCAUUCAUCUUCUGCACAGCUGGCAGAAGUGACUUGUCUCCGCGCCCGGGUCUCUGAACUCGAGAGCCGUACAGAUGUCCGGACUCCCGCAGACAACGCGCUUCUUCACCGUUUGGGACUCGUCUCAACCGCUUCUCUGGUGGUUGCAGCCCGGUUAGGGUGUUUGAGAGACCACGCAAUCGAGGACCUCGCCCACACACGGGAUGAAUUGGACCACCGUCAAUCAGCACACGACGAACUUCUCACCAGCACGAAUGCGACACGCGACCAGCAGAUCGCAGAGCUCCAACGAACCGUGGAGGAGCUUCAAGAGCAUCUUGACGCCUGCAAUAGCGAGCUCGCAGAGUCUAACAUCCGACGCGAUCAACUGGAGGCUACGGUCGACCAACUUCAGUCUCAAGUCAAGGAUCUCCAUCAACUCAGUCGUAGCGCUCGCUCCGAGCAGUCGCAGAUGCACAUUGACUUGGAGGAGAAGAAGCGCGAGUUGGUCGAAUUUACUCGUGCGCUUGAGAAUGUGGAAUCUGAGCGCGACACGCUCUCCACGCAAGUCAUGACUCUACGACAUGACCUCGAUCAGGCGAGAGAGGACAUCAAACGUAGCGACGAGCGCUACACCGCUUUACAAGCGCAGCAGCUCUCCUUGCUCCCUUCAGAUGGCGUCGCCUCCGCCCUGCGCAAGCAGCUUGAGGAGUACAAAGAUCGUGUUGAGCGCCGGAACGAGCAGAUCGGCAAGCACCAGCACGAGAUUCAGCGGCUCGAGGCGACGCAACGACUACAGGAGGACCGGCUCACGGAGCUCAAUGAUGAGUUGGAUGUGGCGAUGACAGAGAAAGAGAGUAUGAUUGAGGAUUGCGCCGAGGCGAGGGAGGCGCGGGAUGCAGCACUUCAGCGCGUUGAAAAGCUCGAGGAGGAGUUGGAGGCAAAUGAGGUCGCAAUGCAGAGAAUACGGGAUCAGCAUGUCGUGGAGUCGGCGAGUCUCAUAGGAGUCUGGGUUUCGGCGAUCGCUGGACGGAGGGAAUCUGCGACUCGCUUCUCGUCUGCCAUACGCCGUAUCCACGCACAACAUGCCGACGCUCUCCAGCAGUUGCAAGUUGCAGAGGAACAACGCAGUCUCACGGCAUCCGUCUCCGACGCUCGCGCAUCCCAGCUCGAGGCCGCUAUAGAAGAUGCCCGGACGGCGCGCGGCGAGGCAGAACAGACAGCUAUCGCACUCGGCGUUUCGCAGUCCAGCCUUCGCCAAGUUGAACAACUCUUGACAACCGAGCGUGACGCGCGCGCCGACUUGGACGCUCAACUUACCUUCGUGCGCGAGGAACUCGAUACGCGUGUAGCCGAGGUCGCUGCGCUUCACGCGCGCUUGGAGGAUCUCCGCGGCGAGAAGUUGUCGCUAAGCUCGACAUCUGAAUCGCAUGCUGCUCAGGUCCAGACUUUCCGGUCCAGGAUAGUGGCACUUGAGGAGUCGGUUCGUGAGAUGCAAAGUCGGGAACAGGUUGCGCGGCAGGAACUCGCGUCAGUGGAAGAAACCUUGCGCCAAAGCAAGAAGCGCGAAGCUGCCCAGAUCCUUACUACGCAUACCCUCGAGUCGGAGAUUGAGGAGUUGCGCCGAAAGCACUCGACAGAACUCGAACAGGCUCUCGCACGCCUAGAGAACGUCACGGCGAACCUUGAGGGUGCGCAGAACGAGCGCGAGGUCGAGGCCAAGGCCCGUGAGGUUCUAGCGGAUGAGCUCACUGCCAAGAGGACUGCACUCGAGCUGCGCGUGCACGAGUUGCUCGUGGAGCUAGAGGCGUCCAGCCAAUUGUCUGAGGACGUUGAAGGGCUCAGGGCAAAGCAUACGAUGGAGGUCGAGCGGUUGACUCAGGAGAACGCGCUCGCGUCAAAGGAGCUUCAAGAGGCUCGCGUGGAGCUGGAGGCUCUUCGUUCGUCCCAUGUCCAGCAGGCGGCAGAGGCAUCCGAGGCGAAAGCCGGUUUGGAGACUCGUAUCAUCGAGCUCGAGGCAGCCAUCAAGACUUCCGAGGAGGCGCUUGACCGCGCGGAUGCCCUUCACGCCGAGGAGCUAGCGGCGUCAAAUGAGAAGGUCUCUGGGCUCGAGAGCAACCUCCAAGCUCUUCAGAUCCGCCUCGAUGAUGAAGACAAGCGUCAUGUCGAGGAGCUGCAGGUUUCCCGGGAUGAGCAAGAGCGCUCAGCGCGUCGAUUCGAUGAGGCACAGGCACGUCUUGCUGUGCUUCAGGAUGACAGAGAGACCAUUCAGGGCUCGCUUGCAGAGGUGCGGGAGAGUCUCAAAGCUGUUUCCGCUCAACGCGUCGCUUUGGAGGAACAGAACGCCGCGCUUCAGGCCGACAUUGAGCGUCAUGCUUCCACACGUCAACAAGCCGAAGGUCAGGUUCAGACAAUUCGACACGAGUUGGAAGACACGCGAUCUGAAGUCGCACAACUCCGGUCAGAGUUGGAGCGGUCUCAAGGUCUCCUCACCAACGCCCAAUUACAGCUGGAUCUUGAGGUCACUGAGCACAGACGCAUUCUCGACGGACUGCAUAAGCAGAUUGCUCAACUCAAGUCACGCGCGUCUGAAGGAGGCCUCGUGCGUGAACUCCAGGAACAGCUGCGCGAUAUGGACGUCCUUAUGUCUAAGAAGAACGAGGAGAUUGAGGGCAAUGACGAUCGUGUUAUGAGCCUGAUUAAGGAGAACAAGAAACUUGCUGACAAGGUCACAAAACUUACACGCAAGGUCGACUCGCUACAGAAGAAGUUCACAGCUGCGAAGGAAGCCGCUGCCACUGCUCCUCCUCCCGCAUCGAACCCCAUAGCCGUUGCGCCUGCCCCAAGCCUGGCAUCGGCGUCGUCAUCUACCACGGCGCCUAUUCAAAGUGAAGGGUUCACAACCAAUACGUCGGGCUCCAGCUGGACCCCGCCCGUGCUCGACGGCAGCCGCUCUUCCACUCGAGUCAGCCCCCCUGCGCCCGUCGCCUCCUCCUCAUAUGCGCCACCUGUUCAUACACUCUCGGUGGAAGUCCCGCCCACACCCCGUUCGCGCGCGCGCCUCAGCGCGGGCAAUGGCUCGAUCGCGAACGUUCGGCCGAAGACUCCGGAACGUCGUUUCCCGACCGUGUUCCGACGCGCAAAGACCCCAGAGCCACAGAAGCGUCUAUCGCCGUGCGAGGAUAAGCAGCCUACCGCGUCCACCCUGGGCAAGCGACGCGCAGACGAUAUCGACGACCAAGUGCCCGCGCAGGGCUUCACGAGCGAAGGCACGAUGGACCCUCGGGAGCUUGGGACUUUCGGAGAGUCUACCCCUCGCGCGCGGAAGAGCGUUCGGACGGGCUUCACUCCUGUUCGCAACACUACGAGCAGGCCGACCGUGACCGUCAACACCGCACAACAUUCACCAGAGCGCAGGCGUGUUGCGCCUAUGCAUAUCUCGGACGUCACGAACAGCCCGCGGGGUUCAGCUGCGCAUGUACGCGCUACGACCGAGCCGGCGGCAGCGUCGAAUAAGCCGGGCAAGUGGGUCAAUAGGUUAAAGAGCAGUACGAAUGGAGCACCUGCUGCACGGACUGUCAGCACAAUGCGCUCCUUCUUCGAAAAGGGCUCAUAG